Molecule: messenger RNA, 4234 nt
Organism: Nyctereutes procyonoides (raccoon dog)
Lineage: Eukaryota; Metazoa; Chordata; Mammalia; Carnivora; Canidae
Gene: RHBDF2
Product: rhomboid 5 homolog 2
Exons: 19
Coding region: 951-3434 (827 amino acids)
Biological process (GO): regulation of protein secretion; regulation of epidermal growth factor receptor signaling pathway
Cellular component (GO): endoplasmic reticulum membrane
Molecular function (GO): serine-type endopeptidase activity
Source: RefSeq, a predicted model, not a curated record
UUCCUGUUUUCUGACAGUGUCCAUUGCCCCCAUCCUGUUCACUUCUGUACCCUGGCCUCCUGGCCUGGGAACUCUGGCAGGUGGCAGUUUCUGGUUGGUGUUUUUGUUUUUGUUUGCUUUUAAGUUUAUUUUUUUAAAGAUUUUAUUUAUUUAUUCAUGAGAGAGAGGCAGAGACACAGGCAGAGGGAGAAGCAGCCUCCAUGCAAGGAGCCUGAUGGGGGACUUGAUCCUAGGACCCCGGGAUCACGAUCGGAAGCAAAGGCACACAGACCCUCAACCACUGAGCCACCCAGGUGUCCCUGCUUUUAAGUUUAAAGGGCUGGAGUGGCACUCCCCUCUUUUUGUUGAACCACAAACUGCAACAGUGACUUCUAUCUUUAGUGUGUUUCUCAUGGCACAAAACCACACUCAAGACUAGCACCAAGCCGGUCAGGAAUUAAGCAGCAGAGCCUGAUAUGGAACCUGGGCCCUGGCUCCCAGGCCCAGCCCUAAAACAUUGUGCCUCCCUGCUGGAAAGCCACCAGCUGGCUCCUGUCUGGUUGGCUCAUUUGCGCACCAUGGCUGUAUGUGGUGUGAGACACACACACUGCCUGAGCGGGGACCUCUGUUCCUCUCAGAGGAGGGAUUAAUCACACUGCAGAUACAUCACGGAGGCCGCUGGGGUCUGAGGCUGGCUCUUCAUCAGUGGUGAUGUUUUUACUGGUGGCCACAGCUCUUCACAGGGUUUCUGUCAACUUGCCAUAAACCAUGUCAGAUGGAACAGCAGGCUGUGCACCACAGGAGCUGCCCUGCUUGGGCUGGAAGCACAUCUGUCCACCUCUCCACGGAGCUGAGGCUUGAACCCAGAGCAUCUGCAUAGAGUAAAGAAGGGACCAGAACAUGCUCUGAAGACGUCUUCAACAAGACCCCGGAAGCUGUGAGCUCAGCCCAAACUCUGAAGCCGGCCCACCAUGGACUCCACUGACAAGAAUGGUGAGAGCGUCUCCUCCGUGUCCAGCAGCCGCCUGCAGAGCCGGAAGCCGCCCAACCUGUCCAUCACCAUCCCACCACCCGAGGCCUCGGCCCCUGGCGAGCAGGCCAGCAUGCUGCCCCAGAGGCCCAGGAACCCGGCCUACAUGAAGAGCGUCAGCCUCCAGGAGCAGCGGGGACGAUGGCAGGAGGGCAGCUCGGAGAAGCGCCCUGGCUUCCGCCGCCAGGCCUCCUUGUCCCAGAGUAUUCGCAAGGGCACCGCCCAGUGGUUCGGGGUCAGCGGCGACUGGGAGGCCAAGCGGCAGCACUGGCAGCGCAGAAGCUUGCAUCACUGCAGCGUGCGCUACGGCCGACUCAAGGCGUCGUGCCAGCGGGACCUGGAGCUCCCCAGCCAGGAGGUGCCUUCCUUCCAGGGCACCGAGUCUCCCAAACCCUGCAAGAUGCCCAAGAUCGUCGACCCACUGGCCCGUGGCCGGGCAUUCCGCCACCCGGAUGAGGUGGACAGGCCCCAUGCCCCACACCCGCCGCUGACCCCGGGGGUCCUGUCCCUCACCUCCUUCACCAGUGUCCGCUCUGGCCAUUCCCACCUGCCCCGCCGCAAGAGGAUGUCCGUGGCCCACAUGAGCUUUCAGGCUGCCGCUGCCCUCCUCAAGGGACGCUCUGUGCUGGAUGCCACGGGACAGCGGUGCCGGGUGGUCAAACGCAGCUUUGCCUACCCCAGCUUCCUGGAGGAGGACGUGGUCGAUGGGGCAGACACAUUUGACUCCUCGUUUUUUAGUAAGGAAGAAAUGAGCUCCAUGCCCGAUGACGUGUUUGAGUCUCCCCCACUCUCUGCCAGCUACUUCCGGGGGAUCCCACGCUCGGCCUCCCCGGUCUCCCCCGAUGGGGUGCAGAUCCCUCUGAAGGAGUACGGCCGAGCCCCGGUCGCUGGGACCAGGCGUGGCAAGCGCAUCGCCUCCAAGGUGAAGCAUUUCGCCUUCGACCGGAAGAAGCGGCACUACGGCCUGGGCGUGGUGGGCAACUGGCUGAACCGGAGCUACCGCCGCAGCAUCAGCAGCACCGUGCAGCGCCAGCUGGAGAGCUUUGACAGCCACCGGCCCUACUUCACCUACUGGCUGACCUUCGUCCACAUCAUCAUCACGCUGCUGGUGAUUUGCACGUAUGGCAUCGCACCUGUGGGCUUUGCCCAGCACGUCACCACCCAGCUGGUGCUCAGAAACAAAGGUGUGUAUGAGAGCGUCAAGUACAUCCAGCAGGAGAACUUCUGGAUUGGCCCCAGCUCGAUUGAUUUAAUCCACCUGGGAGCCAAGUUCUCCCCCUGCAUCCGGAAGGACCAGCAGAUUGAGCAGCUGGUGCUUCGAGAGCGAGACCUAGAGCGAGACUCGGGCUGCUGUGUCCAGAACGACCACUCGGGCUGCAUCCAGACCCAGCGGAAGGACUGCUCGGAGACUUUGGCCACUUUUGUCAAGUGGCAGGAUGAUACGGGGCCCCCCAUGGACAAGUCUGAUCUGGGCCAGAAGCGGACAUCAGGAGCCGUGUGUCACCAAGACCCCAGAACCUGUGAGGAGCCAGCCUCGAGCGGUGCCCACAUCUGGCCUGAUGACAUCACCAAGUGGCCAAUCUGCACGGAGCAAGCCAAGAGCAAUCGCACCGGCUUCCUGCACAUGGAUUGCCAGAUCAAGGGCCGGCCGUGCUGCAUCAGCACCAAGGGCAGCUGUGAGAUCACCACCCGGGAAUACUGUGAAUUCAUGCACGGCUAUUUCCAUGAAGAGGCAACACUGUGCUCCCAGGUGCACUGCUUGGACAAGGUGUGUGGGCUGCUGCCCUUCCUCAACCCCGAGGUCCCGGAUCAGUUCUACAGGCUCUGGCUGUCUCUGUUCCUCCACGCUGGCGUGGUGCACUGCCUCGUGUCCGUGGUCUUCCAAAUGACCAUCCUGCGGGACCUGGAGAAGCUGGCCGGCUGGCACCGCAUCGCCAUCAUCUUCAUCCUCAGUGGCAUCACCGGCAACCUCGCCAGUGCCAUCUUCCUCCCGUAUCGGGCGGAGGUGGGCCCUGCAGGCUCGCAGUUCGGCCUCCUCGCCUGCCUGUUCGUGGAGCUCUUCCAGAGCUGGCAGCUGCUGGAGCGGCCCUGGAAGGCCUUCUUGAACCUGUCGGCCAUCGUGCUCUUCCUCUUCAUCUGUGGCCUCCUGCCCUGGAUCGACAACAUCGCCCACAUCUUCGGCUUCCUCAGCGGCCUGCUGCUGGCCUUCGCCUUCCUGCCCUACAUCACCUUCGGCACCAGCGACAAGUACCGCAAGCGGGCCCUCAUCCUGGUGUCGCUGCUGGUCUUCGCCGGCCUCUUCGCCUCUCUCGUCAUCUGGCUCUAUGUCUACCCCAUCAACUGGCCCUGGAUCGAGUACCUCACCUGCUUCCCCUUCACCAGCCGCUUCUGCGAGAAGUACGAGCUGGAUCAGGUGCUGCACUGACGCCUGCCCAGCGGGGUUGGGCCCUGCUGCCUGUCUGCAGCACUCCGCCCCCCAGAGACCCGCUGCCAGGGCCCAGGCCCUCCCUCCAGCAGGUGAGGCCCGCGGUGACAGUCACAAAGGAGGGCCCCCUGCCUUCCCACCACUCCCCUGCCGGCAGGACCCCUGCCUCUGGGUGGCCUUUCAUCCUCGGCUUUGCCGAUCUGCCCCCACCCCCUCCGGGCCUCUACUCUUGCCCCCACCCCCCCGCCCACCACACGUGCCAUUACUGUGAGCCUGCCCUCCCUGGGACGUGCCCAGGGUUCCCACCAGGCUCCCGUCCCUGCCUCACCACGGCCAGCCCUCCUUCCCCUUCCUCCUCCCCUCCCUGCCCUGUGAGCCAGGACCCCUUAUUCAGCAGUGGCCCGGGGAGCCUGUCCUAAUGCUCCUGGCCAGACGCGUGGGAAAGGCUCUGCCGUGGUCUGGAGCAGAGAAAGAGGAAGGACACACAGCUGGGGAGCUGAGAGCCUUGGCUUGUUUGUCCCAAAUAGGCUGUCCCCUCCGUCUGGCCUGGUCCUCCCUCCCACAGACAGUCAGUGUUCUGUCUUCUGGGGCUGGCUCUGAGGAGGCCGCCCUACCCCACGCGAUGGGGGGCCUGCCUGGUGGGGAGGGGGACGGGCCACCUCGAGGACCCUCUCCCAGGGGUUGCCCAAGGCCCAGUCAGGCCCGUUUUUUACUGGUUUAUAUUAUGGUUCUAAUUUUUUAAAGUAACGCUAACUUUAUAUGGAUGGUGUCUCAAGUGUAUUAAAUGAUAUUCUCUAGAA